Zootermopsis nevadensis is the source of this 2631-nucleotide messenger RNA. The record is from RefSeq and is a predicted model, not a curated record. NCBI's taxonomy places the organism in Eukaryota, Metazoa, Arthropoda, Insecta, Blattodea, Termopsidae.
UUUAUAUUAUUUCCUUGGCGACAUGAGCGGGAAAUCAUGUCUGCUGUUAUGGCCGGACAAGUCGUCGUUCAAAUAAGUAAUUGAUGUUCACAAUAUUAAGUACGUGUUGUUUGUGGCAGUUUAUAUUGUGAUGGAAUAAAUAGUGAUUUAGUAGACAAACAUGAGUACCGUGAAAAUGCCAGGAACGGGACUGGAAGAUGUCGGUGUUCCUGGUCAAAGCUUUCUCAGAGAUGCCCUAACAAGUUGUACAGAUCCUUUGAAGGCAAUUGAAGAGUUUCAGUUGGAGAAUGGCGUUUUGUUACCUUCCCUUCGACCAAUGUUGCCAUUGCUAGAUCUUCAUGGGGUGAGGAGGCUAGAUUUUCACACGUCAGUUCUUGAGGAAUUGAGAGAUAGACUUGUGCAACACAUAAAUGAGAUUGGACAAAAGGAAGGAAAGGAAAGGGACCGUAAACUGAAGGAGCUUCUUGCCAAAAGCUUUCCGGUCGUCAGAGUGAAAGCGUUGCGUCCAGUGGUUAUGUGUAUUCUUCGUAACACACCGCACAUAGAUGAAAAAUACCUUAAAGUACUGGUUCGGGACCGAGAGCUUUAUGGUGACACGGACACCGAAGUCAAGAGGCAGAUCUGGAAAGAUAACCAGUCACUUUUUGGUGAUGAGGUUUCACCGUUACUUAGUCAGUACAUAAAGGAAAAAGAAAAUAUCCUCUUUGAUCACCUGAAUCUUUCGAAUCUAUUCUUCUUACCAUCUCCUAAAGUGCGCCGACAAGGAGAAGUUGUGCAGAAGUUGGCACAUAUGAUCGGAACCAGCGUUAAACUGUAUGACAUGGUUCUUCAGUUUCUAAGAACGCUUUUUCUUCGGACUCGUAACGUUCACUACUGUACGCUCAGGGCAGAGCUCCUAAUGGCUCUUCAUGACUUGGAAGUGCAGGAUAUUAUUUCUGUGGAUCCCUGCCAUAAAUUUACGUGGUGUUUAGACGCUUGUAUCAGAGAAAAGAAUGUCGAUAUUAAAAGAUCACGUGAAUUACAGGGUUUCUUGGAUAGCAUUAAGAGAGGCCAAGAACAAGUACUAGGAGACUUAUCUAUGACCUUGUGCGAUCCUUACGCUAUUAAUUUCCUUGCUACUUCGGCAACAAAAAUUCUUCAGCAUUUAAUUAAUAACGAUGCUUUACCUCGGGACAACACGGUGCUCAUAUUAUUGUUGAGGAUGCUUUCGCUUGGUCUGAGUGCAUGGGUUAUGAUUGAUUCUCAGGAAUUUCGAGAACCCAAGUUGGAUAGUCAGAUAGUGACUAAGUUUUUGCCAGCUCUCAUGUCUCUGAUGGUUGACGAUCAGGUUCGGAUGUUAAACAGCAAAUUGCCGCCGGACGAAAGAGAAUCCGCUAUCACCAUUAUUGAACAUUCUGGUCCCCCUCCAGAUGCUUGUCAGGCGUACGUUCAAGAAAGCAGCGUGGCUAGUAUACUUGCUAUGUAUUAUACAUUGCACACUGCCAGACAGAAAGAUCGUGUCGGACUCAUGAGGGUUCUAGGCACGUUGGCAAACUGCAAAAAUGACAGAGCUUUUGAAGAUCCAUUUCUUCAUUCAUUGGUUUCUCUGCUUAUACACAUGAACGACGAGUUUUCGGCGGAAGACUUUUGUACUGUAAUUUUUGACGAGUUCUUUUUUGCGGGUCUGGCCCGUGAUAAUGUGCCUAAGCACUUGCUGAAGCUGUUGUGGUACAUUUACCCAAAACUUCCUACAGUCCGACUCCAAACACUCCUUAAAUCUGUAGAAUGUACUUCUGAGUGGUUUUCUUUAAUUUUUCAGCACAAUGAAGCAGUGCACAGGCUGUACGAUUCCUUGCAAGAAAGAAUUGGGAGCCAGCAAGACGCGCCACACGUCCCAGCAAAUAUUGAGCAUCUGGACUCCCCACUUAUGAGUGUUCCUACUCCAGCCCCGUUGUAGUCGUGCAUAUAUUAGUUUGAGAUACGGUGAGGAUAUAGUCAGACGUCGCUGGUACAAACGUAAAAGUCAUGGACGUUCUCCCCCCUUUAUUUAAAGUUUGUUGGAAGACUAAAAAGGAAACCAAAAAUCUCAGAAUUAUAAUAAGAUUUUAUCUUUGGGUUAUAUCUGGAAUUAUUUAACAAAUAUGAUUUUUAAGUAGUUCUUUGUUUUAUUAUAAACUAUCAGGUACAACCUUCAGUGGUUGUUCAGUAAUGUCGUACUGUUCUCGUGACGUGUUUUGUCUGACCUUUAUACAUUGUCAUUAGCGGAGCACAAAAAACUGACUCGUGCUUGAUGAGUCAAAAGAAUUUAAUUUUUCAUUAUUCUUCUAUGUAGCUGUCUUUCUUAUAUCAACAGAUACUAGACGUUAAGUUUGUGAUUGGCUCAGACGUGAGUGCCUUUGUUAAUGCGACAGGCAUAUUCUUGAACGUCGCAAUGUAAGAAAAGGAUCAGGGCGAAAUUACAUUUUGUUGAUAUCGCUUUACCCCAAGCUAGAGGACAAUUUGCUGGCUGUAUGUGACUGUAUAUUAUCAGCUAAAAUAUUUAAAAAAGUCUUCCAAAUUUUGGCAUACAUUUUAUUUAGAAACCACUACAAUUUUAGAGUAAAUUGGAUUAAAAUGUUUGUGUAAGUGAUAAAAUCUCUAUUUGUAAAAGAA